Messenger RNA from Rhagoletis pomonella (apple maggot), 507 nucleotides. RefSeq names its product putative cyclin-dependent serine/threonine-protein kinase DDB_G0272797/DDB_G0274007. The transcript is spliced from 2 exons. Lineage: Eukaryota; Metazoa; Arthropoda; Insecta; Diptera; Tephritidae. The record is from RefSeq and is a predicted model, not a curated record. The coding region runs from base 1 to 507 and encodes 168 amino acids.
AUGGUCGAACGUUUUCAAUGGCAACUAAAGGCAUCAAUUAUGGCUAGUGGAAACGCAAGCAGAUGGUAUGAGGAGUUACCUAUAGUAUUGUUGGAGCAAGACGACGGGCAACAGCUCCAUCAGCAGCAACAGCAACAGCAAGAAGAACAGGAACGAGAACGAGAGCAGCAACAACGCAAACAUCAAUCGCCAUUUGUGCAGCAACAUCAUUAUCAACAACAAUAUUUGCGUCAGCAUCGUUACCACGACGACAAUCAGUCACAACAGAGGCAACAAAAGCAAUAUAAGCAGACAUCACGACAACAACGCCAACAGGAAAGUUCUGCCGUUGCCACAUCGACAAUUGUCUAUUAUCAUCCAUCCUCAUCGCGUUUAAAGCAAUCGCCAAGUAGUUUUGCUGACGCUGAACAACAACAACAAGUACAAAAUAUCAACAAAUGUCACAGAAACAGCAGUCGCAAUUAUAGUCGGCCGUAUAGAAGCAGCAACAGCCACCAACAUCUGUAA